Messenger RNA from Aegilops tauschii subsp. strangulata, 996 nucleotides. Lineage: Eukaryota; Viridiplantae; Streptophyta; Magnoliopsida; Poales; Poaceae. The record is from RefSeq and is a predicted model, not a curated record.
AUGUUGGAGACGUACCAGUCGCCCGAGCGUCCCAACUCCCCCGUGCCGGUGUCCUCCGGCAGCAGCGACGACGAGGAGGACUCGGAGGAGACCGAGGACGACGACCUGAAGGAGGUGUCUCCCUCAUUGCAGAGCGAGCUCCUCUGCAACCUCGCGGACGAUGAUGACACCGACGAGCCCUCGGCCGUGGACUCCCCACGCUCCACCAGGGUCCUCACGAGGCCAGGAUCCACUCCCCGGACUCCGCGAGGGUUGGGCCUACCCGCCACCGGGGCAGACGCGGCCCUGCCGGUCAUGGUCCCUCAGAGCGACAUCUUGGCCCCUCAUGGUGCCAGCGCCACAUCGGGGCCGGCCGAAGAGCACCCCGCCAGCACCCCAGCCUUCUUCCACCUCACGCCACCGGACAGAUCCCCGCCGCCGGACACGUCCAGCCUCCACCUCACCCCGGUGAAUCGCGCACUGACACGUCAUCUCCUCCGCGCCCCACUUCCCCGCACCCGCCGCGGCCCGCUGGGCCCAAGGCCGGCCCCCACGGCCCGGAACCGGGCUGAGCCUGCCCCGUCGCCGCCUGGCGCGUCCCCGCCACCCGGGAGCCCGCCGCCCGUCCGCGCCCCGCCGCCGUGCGCCGCGCCUCCUUGCGGGCGUGGCCCCGCCGCCGCCUUGCAUCUCCGCCGUCCCGCGCCGCCAGCCGUGGGCGCGCGCCGUGGCCGGCCCGCCCCUCGCCCUGCUUGCCGCCCCACGCCGGAGCUCUCACCGGAGGAGCCCCGCGCCGUCCCCGACCUCCUCCACCGUCCUGCGCCCCUCGCCGGCCUCCCCCUCGCCGGAGAGCUCGCCGGAGCUCUCGGCGGCGCCGGAUCCGGGAAGAUGGAUGAGAUCCACCCAUCCCCGCAUCCAAACGCUCCUGCACCGCCCCGAUUCCCUCCAUCCCGCACGGCUCCAUCCAGUUUUCUGCGAGGGAUGCUUAUCUUGUUAUAUUGUGAUCUAUGUGGUGACUAG